ACACACACACACACACACACACGUAUUCCCGGAAGUGGAAGGCUAUCACCUUAUCAAUGAGUUCAAGCUAACCACAAAGUCUUUCAUUGACGACGCGCCACGAAACCACCAUGCUCAAAAAUUCAGUGAUUUCACACCGGAGCUGAAUUGUUGGACGGCAUGCAUUUAUCAAGAGUUACAGCCUUUUUAUUCUUUUUUUAUUUUUCCCUUGCGGUUUCAGGGUUACAGAAGCUGAAACUAACCCCAGACCGAGGCACCACCCUCAACAUCAGCAACCAGGUCAAAGGCUCAGCGUGCAAAGUAUGCUCAGGGCAAAGGCGUCGGUGUGACACAUCUUUGGUAUUAAAAGAUAACACCCCAGUCGAGGUGGAAUUUGAUUGCCGCCAACCAGAAGAUGUGUUCAUAGUGGAGAUCAUAAGAAAUAUAGAAUGCACCACAAAGUCAUGCGGCGGUGACAUCAUUCAAGCCGACUCAGGCUUGCAUGCAUUGCUGGAUUUCCACCGCACCUUCACUUGGAACUUGAAAGUCUCACUACCGAAAGCAGUCCAAGUGGACUUCACUAAAGUGGGUCUGAGACAAAUGAGUCCAUCUGCGAACUGUCCAGACAGACACGCUUACACACUGAAGGCCUUCCAGGCAACAGGGACCGUGGUCAUCGGAAAAUACUGCAGAGCAGGCCCUAUAAGUGGUGCUCAGAUACUGAAUAAAGGUAGCUUUUCUUUGGAUGCUCCACCAGGACUGAAGGUGCAAAGUGACCAAUUUGGUGUGUCCGUUGGGGAGGAAAUUAAAUCCUUUGCCAAAAUCACGGUAUCUUUGCCACACCAAAGCUCUUCCUUAGAGUUGCUGUCUCCAAACUUCCCGGAGAGCUUCCCCGAUGACGACAUAAUGGAGUGGUACUUUCACAUGGACGCGAAACACAAGGCAACCGUCGAGUUCCAGGACCUCACACAGCCUCGUUGUCUUAAGAAGCAAACUGCGGCAGAGUACCACAGCCAAGGCAGAGCUGCGGUGGUGCAGGGUCUGACGGACACCCAGCCCGUCCAGAAUCGGGGGGAUUUCUCUUUGACUCUGAGGAACUGCGAGAUGGACAGAAGACGAGCUGAUUCUCCUGGACUCGCCGUGAAAAUCAAGGUGUCAGCUUCAAGGGCGAGUUCACCAGUGUUGUGUGGUGUGGACCUGAGGAAAAUCAAGGUCCUUUCUCUUCACUUGGAGAGGCUGAGGAAAGCCUCUGAAUGUGAGAUGAAGAUGAACUCCGUAACCAUGGAGAAGAUCACAGUCCCGUCCGGAAGCGUUACUCAGCUGUCUUUCCAGGACUGCCUUCCCGAUGACGUCUUAGUCACCGCCAGCGGAGUCAUAGGUUGUACUCACAUUAAAGACUGCCCGAAGCUUCCAGUUCCUCUUUCGGUGCCUUUGCUGCCAAGCUGCCUCCCGGUCCCUCUCAGUGCUGUGACCUGGGCCCUCCGUCCUCCCGUACACGGUACCGUCGAGCUGACCUCUUCAAUCGGAGCCCUCCAGCAGCACCUGCCGAGGAAGCCGUGCAACGACAGCAUCAUCACAGUGUCGGAGGACGAUGGCACUACUGUGGGCCACUUCUGCCCUCAGGGGGCCAUUCAGAAGGUCCAAAUCCACACCAACGUAUCUGUCACCGUGACCAGAAGGGGCGGCCAAGCACUGAGACCUGCUCUGAAGCCUUUGUUGACAGCCUGUAUGAAAGAGGAGAUAGCAGAAAGAUACAUCUUCACUGUAUCCCCCAAAAGAGACAAGCCCGUCCUCUUGGCGACACCUGGUUGGCCGGAGGGGAUGGAGUCCUACGCCACCGUCUCCUGGAUCGUAUCACUUCCCGCCAAGAUGGAGGCGCACCUGAUGUUUGUCAACCUCAGUCAGCCCAAGUGUGCCAACCGCCACACCAACAUCCGGGUGCAGAGGAUCGGUAGUCUGGAGGAGGACUACAGCCGCAGGGAGGACGAGGAGCUCGAGGAGACCAGCGUCGCCGAGAACUUCUACCUCAAUAUGUCCAACUGUAUGCCUGAGACGGGACACUUCAAGGUCAUCACGGAGAUUAUCCUGCAGAAGAGCACAAACAAGAUGUUGGUUACCAUUGUGAGUGUGGUCGCUGCUCUGGUGCUGCUGUUUCUUCUCGUGUUGGUGGUGGUCUGUUUUGUAAUUAAGAAAAAGAAAAAGAAGCUUGAACACGAGGUGUCCAUCUACAAUCCCAAUGGCACUGACUUCCUAGCGGCACACAACGGCUUCCCAAAAUCACGUGAGGACAACGAGUCCCACGUCUACGCCUCCAUUGAGGACACGCUGGUUUACACCCACCUACUCAGAAAGGGGGAAGAGAUGGGCGUCUACACAGAGUCGGAUACCUACCAGCCCUUCCCGGGGCAAACAUAUCCCCAGAGGCCACUGGCGUCUAAAGACGGCAACAACAUGGAGGUGGCAGUGUACCAGGAGUAUCCUCUGUCAAACCAAGAAGCUCCCCCGCUUCCCAACAGACCCCCGAGUCACAACCAAGCCCUUGUAGACAAUGUGAUUUACCAGUCCCAGCCCUCAAUGGAGGAGCGUUCAGCUAAAAUGGGGCCACGGCUGGAGCCGGAGGGGGGCGACUGAUUGGACGCGGCUUUCCUGAUUCCUUUAGGAGAUCUUUGUUCCUGGGUGUGUGAGCGCCUGCGGUUGACCCUCACAAGAUGUCUUAUUUUUGCCCUGCUGACACACAAAAUACACGUUUAGACCUGCCUGUGGUUGGUCACAUGGAUGGUGGAGCUUCUUCUACCAUUUUUGACCAAUGAAAAAACAGUGACUAUUUUUCAAUUGGGAGAUUUGUAUUUUUGUACAGAUGGAGAGUAUUUUAUGCAUUUUUUUGCCAAUAAAGUGAUGAAAAGAGAUCCUUUAGUACAGUGUUGGACGUCCAUCCGACACACAGUUAGAUAACUAGAAACUGUAUUUACUGGAGAGGAUUACAGCAUAAAACUGUGCGGGUAUUCCACCCACAAUGAAGACU
Molecule: messenger RNA, 3001 nt
Organism: Doryrhamphus excisus (bluestripe pipefish)
Lineage: Eukaryota; Metazoa; Chordata; Actinopteri; Syngnathiformes; Syngnathidae
Gene: cdcp1a
Product: CUB domain containing protein 1a
Source: RefSeq, a predicted model, not a curated record